AUGUUGGUAACCAAAACAUUAUCUCAGCCUCACGUUGUGUGGGAAGCUACUUGGGAGUAUCUAACCGACGAUAUUCUCUACAAGAAACGACGAGAAACUGGAAAUCCCGAGUUGAACUUGACCAUAGAUCAUAUCAAAAACAUUGCUCUAACCGAGAUUGAAAAUCAUUUGCUUAGCAAUGGUCGUAGCCUCCAGAAAUGGCCCCUAAUGCCAAAGCCAGAUGAUUUUGGUUGUUACAACGGCAAUCGCCUUAUAGAUGAUGAGCUUAAGUAUGUUGUGGAAGAUCAGCUAAAGGAAAAUGAAAGACUUAUGGCGAUGAUAACAGAUGAGCAACGAGAUUUUGGAUGCAGUAAAACCUUCGUAUAUAGAGCACUCUCAUCAGCAAUCCGAUCUAGACGUAUGAUUGUUCUAAAUACCGCAUCCAGUGGAAUUGCUGCAUUAUUGUUGGAAGGAGGUAGAACCGCACAUUCCAGGUUUGGUAUUCCGAUAGAUGCCGACGAGUUUACUACUUGCAAGAAAAUGGAGCCAGGAUCAGAUCGUGCAGAAUUAGUUAAAGCAGCAAAGCUCAUUGUAUGGGAUGAGGCGCCUAUGAUGAGCAGACACUGUUUCGAGACUUUGGAUCGUUCUAUGCGUGAUAUUAUAAGAUCUUCUGAAGACAAACCUUUUGGAGGUAAAGUAGUUGUUUUCGGUGGAGAUUUCAGACAGAUUUUACCGGUCAUACCUGGAGGUGGUAGAGCAGAGACUGUUUUGCAAGCUCUUAAUUCGUCAUAUCUUUGGGAGCACUGCAAAGUUCUGAAGCUAACAAAAAACAUGAGAUUGCUCGCUGGGCUUACUGAUGAUGCAGCAAAAGACCUUCAAUCCUUCUCAAAAUGGAUUUUGGAUGUUGGAGAUGGAAAAAUAAAUUUGCCAAACGACGGUCAGGUUGACAUUGACAUCCCUUCUGAUCUGUUGAUCAAAAAUAUUGGAGAAGAUCCGAUUCAAACUAUUGCAAAGGAAGUUUAUGGACAAUUGCCAGGUGAAUACAAGGUUUACCUUAGCUCUGACAGUAUAAUCCCAUCCGAUGUUGAUGUAGAAGAAAAUGUUACCUAUCCAGCAGAGUUUUUGAACAGUGUUAGAGUGGCAGAAAUGCCUAGACAUAAUUUGAAGCUGAAGGUUGGUGCUCCUAUUAUGUGUCUCCGUAACUUGGAUUUGGUAGACGGCUUAUGCAAUGGUACUAGGCUAAUUGUUGCUCAGUUGCUCCCACAUGUUAUAGAAGGUAGAAUUAUAACUGGAAACAGUAUUGCUGGAGACAAAGUCUGGAUUCCUAGAAUGUAUGUCAGUCCACCUGACACAAAGUUUCCCUUCAGGAUGCGUCGAAGACAGUUUUCCGUUACACUGGCUUUCGCGAUGACCAUCAACAAAAGUCAAGGUCAAACACUAGAAAGUGUUGGUUUGUUUUUGCCUAGGCCAGUGUUCUCACAUGGUCAGCUCUACGUUGCACUUUCAAGAGAAGGAUGGGUGGUGAUGACUACGAAGAUCGAUACUAUUUCAUUCUCGGAAAAAAGUGUUCUCACUAUUUUGAUCAUGGUCUCUCCUUGA
Raphanus sativus (radish) is the source of this 1578-nucleotide messenger RNA. RefSeq lists its product as uncharacterized. Lineage: Eukaryota; Viridiplantae; Streptophyta; Magnoliopsida; Brassicales; Brassicaceae. Gene Ontology annotation, biological process: telomere maintenance; DNA repair. Gene Ontology annotation, molecular function: DNA helicase activity. The transcript has 8 exons. The record is from RefSeq and is a predicted model, not a curated record. Bases 1 to 1578 code for a protein of 525 amino acids.